Messenger RNA from Frankliniella occidentalis (western flower thrips), 680 nucleotides. RefSeq lists its product as uncharacterized. The record is from RefSeq and is a predicted model, not a curated record. Lineage: Eukaryota; Metazoa; Arthropoda; Insecta; Thysanoptera; Thripidae. The transcript is spliced from 6 exons. The annotation marks the transcript as partial.
UUUGUUCGUACUUCAUUUCAGGUGACCCAGAUCGAGUUUCACCAGCGAGCGCCAUCCGGCUGCCUGCAGUACCACCGCGAAGGCAACGGCGUGAUUCAAACAAUGAACUUCGCGGAGAACGGCCGACACCUCGCCAACCAAGACUACACCAUUUGUAUGCGCCAGGCUGAAGGCAUGUGCUCUAUCGUCUAUGAGCCCUGCGACGAAAACUCGUUCAAGAUUGGCCCGGCCAUACAGCAGCUUGACGACGCGGGAGGCUCGGGUGACAGCGCCAUCGGUGAAGCGAGGGAGCAGUGCAACGACAAGAUCGUCAUGCCCUGUGACUCGGAGGAGUUUCUGGCCGCAGAAGGUUUCAGUCCCUCGGGUUUGUGCGACCUUCUCCACUGCGGCAACUCGUUCUGCAGCCCAGGAGAGACUACGUGCAGAAUAGAGAGCAGCACGACGCCGUUCAACAUCCGGGUCAUGUUUGGUCCUGCCGUACGCGAGGAGUCACCAGAAGACAACCUCGGGAUGUGUCUUAAGUACGAACAGCAACCGUGUGUAUCGUGACGGCCCGACGGUGCGUCGUCAGAGAUGAUUUAUUUAUUUUAAAAUUUUGAGAGUGCUCAGGCAAGCUCUUUUGGCUGUGUAGCUUUGUGAACAAAGUGUCUGUCAUUGCAAAUAUUAUUUUCAAUAAUUUA